AUGUUUGUAUUGGUCUCCAUAGUUGCGACUAUUCUAGCUUGCUGCGGUGCAUUUGCCCAGGUGACUGAAGACGACCAAAAUCAAGUUCAUCGGCACAACGAUUCGAAAAGGCUGUUGUCUAUAAACCAGACGUUUUACCUUCUCUACCGUUCUGAAAGAAACGAUUCUGCCUUGCCCGACGCACAGUGCACUCAAACGAGGCAUGGCGAUGGUUUUGAAAACCGGGAAACUGUCUCAGUUCUUAGGAGGCUCUUUUACGUGCAUCACAAAGGCCAUAUAAACCGACAUUUUAUCGUGAUCUAUCCGAAUAAAUCUAACGAAAUUCUCCCAUACGAUGACUCGAUGACAAUCAAAAUCCUGGCAGUUUAUUUAGGCGAAAGACCGAUAUAUAGUGAUCUGCUCUUCACCGACUAUUCGACCUGCUUCGCCGUGAGAAGACCCGCGGAUGGUGUGUACGAGUUGUGGUCGAUUGGCAGGCCGAAUCUUACAAAUAUAAACCCAAAGUGCCGUUCUGCCUACGAACAGGAUCCCGAGAUUCCUGGUUCCUCUGCCGUUAGACCAAAAUAUGACGUCUUCAACGAGACGGCAUGCUGCCACACAAGGCCCAUUGAAUAA
Messenger RNA from Ixodes scapularis (black-legged tick), 615 nucleotides. RefSeq lists its product as uncharacterized. The record is from RefSeq and is a predicted model, not a curated record. The transcript is spliced from 5 exons. Gene Ontology annotation, biological process: symbiont-mediated perturbation of host defenses. NCBI's taxonomy places the organism in Eukaryota, Metazoa, Arthropoda, Arachnida, Ixodida, Ixodidae. Bases 1 to 615 code for a protein of 204 amino acids. Gene Ontology annotation, molecular function: amine binding.